GUGAAACACGCUUCUGUCUACGAUCGCGCUUCAACGAAACAACCGUAUCUGUGCCACAUUCCACUCUUAUCGUGAUCACCAACGAAGAGGAGGAGGGCCUCCACCCCUCUCCACCCACGUCCCCGAGCAUUGUUACGCAAUGCACGCGGCUGACAUGCCAAGCAGGAUGGCGUAACUGGCUGGUCGAUCGCGAGGUGGUAUCAAAGAUACGGACAAUGUGACAGGAGAGUCCUAAACUCCUCAUUCCCCUCACACUGCUGCCUGAAUUCUCUGCAUAUAAUCGGAAUCACAAUAGAUAAUCUGAAGCCAUGGUUGCAGUUCAGCAAGGAAAGGUGCUCGUGACAGGGGCGAAUGGAUUCAUCGCGAUGUGGGUAGUGAAGCAGCUGCUCGACCAGGGCUACGUUGUCCGCGGCACUGUGCGCUCAGAGAGCAAGGCAAAGCACCUCCGCGAUGUGUUCUCCCACUACGGCGACAAGUUCGAGGUAGUCAUCGUCGAGGAUAUCACCAAGCUAGGAGCCUUCGACGAAUACGUCAAGGACGUCGAUGCAAUCGAGCAUACCGCCUCGCCAUUCCACUUCAAGGCGAACGACCCGGAUGAGCUCAUCGUCCCCGCCGUGCAGGGCACGACUCGCAUUCUCGAGUCCGCGCUCGCGCACGGCAAGAACGUUAAACGCGUCGUCAUAACCUCCUCCGUCGCCGCCGUCAUCGUUGUGCAGAGCACGCCGCGCACCUACACCGAGGCAGACUGGAACGACGGAGCGAUCCAGCUCGUCCGCGAGGAGGGCGCGAAGGCACCGAACCCUAUGAAGUACCGCGCGAGCAAGACGCUUGCGGAGAGGGCGGCUUGGGAGUUCGUGGAGAAGAACAAAGGGAAGCUGGGCUGGGACCUUGCCGUGGUGAACCCGCCAUACGUCUUCGGUCCUGCCAUUCAUGAAGUCGGCGCCCCCGAGACGCUGAACGAGAGCAUGUACGACUGGUUCCACACCGUGUUCAAGGGCUCGAAGACCAAAGAACAGCUGUCGUCAACUGGAGCAUGCUGGAUCGACGUCCGCGAUCUGGCUGAGGCGCAUGUCCUCGCGAUUAAGAAGCAGGAAGCAGGCGGUGAGCGGAUCAUCGUCUCGCAGGGGGCCUUUAAAUGGCAGGACUUCAUCAGUUCCGCACAGAGGUUCUACCCCACCGUUUCGCCCGGAGACGAGACCUACGAUCCCGCGAAGGCAACACACAUGGUCCAAUAUGAUACAUCGAAGGCAGCCAAGUUGUUGGGGAUCAAGUACCGCUCCAUCGAAGAGAGCACGAAGGACAUGGUCGAGGACUUCAAGGCUAGAGGUUGGAUCUGAAUGGAUGUGCGAUGGGACUAGGCAAUGCAUGAACCAUUUGUAUCAUUAUAUGAUACCUUCAUAGUACAUACUCGCCGACGAAAUUGUAUGUUGUAGCAAAGGGGAAGCAUUGAAUGCACCAGUACGGCAGCUAUAGAUCUCAGAUAUGCAAGGUUUAUCAGUAUUGGUUCAGCAGGAACCACACAGGACUCACGCAGGCAUGUUAUUAUGGCGGCCCGUUUGUGGAAAUAAUCGGAUCGCACGAAAUGUAAUAGUACCUACGAAAAGUAUAAUAAAUGCACGAAAUGUGUAUUCACGAAAUAUUUGGAACCACUCACGAAAACUUUGGAUGAUCACGAAACUCGGAAGGGUACACGAAAUGUAUGCUCACGAAAGUCGGCCUGCACGAAAUGCGCGCGCAGUGUGACGCGAGUGUGAUCAAGUGACCGUUU
Molecule: messenger RNA, 1768 nt
Organism: Rhodofomes roseus
Lineage: Eukaryota; Fungi; Basidiomycota; Agaricomycetes; Polyporales; Fomitopsidaceae
Product: NAD(P)-binding protein
Exons: 4
Coding region: 309-1337 (342 amino acids)
Molecular function (GO): oxidoreductase activity, acting on the CH-OH group of donors, NAD or NADP as acceptor
Source: RefSeq, a predicted model, not a curated record